Molecule: messenger RNA, 2034 nt
Organism: Brachypodium distachyon (stiff brome)
Lineage: Eukaryota; Viridiplantae; Streptophyta; Magnoliopsida; Poales; Poaceae
Product: auxin transporter-like protein 3
Exons: 4
Coding region: 106-1674 (522 amino acids)
Cellular component (GO): plasma membrane
Source: RefSeq, a predicted model, not a curated record
GACCUAACACCGCUACAAACAACAGCAAGCAAAUUAACCCGGCCGGUGCCAAGAAAAGCUUCUAUACCACUAGUCAUAAGCAGCGCAGAUUGAGAGCUAGCUAGCAUGGCGUCGGAGACGGCGGCCGGGAGCGCUCUGGCCGACGAGAAGGCGGAGGCCAUGGAGCAGCAGGAAGCAGGCGGCAAGUCCCGGCUUUCGGGCCUCCUGUGGCACGGCGGGUCCGCCUACGACGCGUGGUUCAGCUGCGCGUCGAACCAGGUGGCCCAGGUGCUCCUCACCCUGCCUUACUCCUUCGCCCAGCUGGGCAUGCUGAGCGGCAUCCUCUUCCAGCUCUUCUACGGCCUCCUCGGCAGCUGGACCGCCUACCUCAUCAGCAUCCUCUACCUCGAGUACCGCACCCGCAAGGAGAAGGACAAGGUCGACUUCCGCAACCACGUCAUCCAGUGGUUUGAGGUGCUGGACGGGCUGCUGGGGAGGCACUGGAGGAACGUGGGGCUGGCGUUCAACUGUACGUUCCUGCUGUUCGGCUCCGUGAUCCAGCUCAUCGGCUGCGCCAGCAACAUCUACUACGUCAACGACCACCUGGACAAGCGGACCUGGACAUACAUCUUCGGGGCCUGCUGCGCCACCACGGUCUUCAUCCCCUCCUUCCACAACUACAGGGUCUGGUCUUUCCUGGGCCUCCUCAUGACCACCUACACGGCCUGGUACAUCGCCGUGGCUUCCCUCGUCCACGGCCAGGUUGAAGGGGUCAGGCACUCUGGCCCCACCACCAUCAUGCUCUACUUCACUGGGGCCACCAACAUCCUCUACACCUUCGGGGGCCACGCUGUCACCGUGGAGAUCAUGCACGCGAUGUGGCGCCCGCAGAAGUUCAAGGCGAUCUACCUGUUGGCGACCCUCUACGUCUUAACCCUGACGCUUCCGUCGGCGUCGGCGGCCUACUGGGCCUUCGGCGACCAGCUGCUGACGCACUCGAACGCGCUGUCGCUGCUCCCGCGCGACGCGUGGCGGGACGCCGCCGUGGUGCUGAUGCUGAUCCACCAGUUCAUCACCUUCGGAUUCGCAUGCACCCCGCUCUACUUCGUCUGGGAGAAGCUCAUCGGCCUCCACGACUGCAAGAGCCUCUGCAAGCGCGCCGCGGCCAGGCUCCCCGUCGUCGUGCCCAUCUGGUUUUUGGCCAUCAUCUUCCCGUUUUUUGGCCCGAUUAACUCUGCUGUGGGAUCGUUGCUUGUCAGCUUUACGGUUUAUAUCAUCCCCGCCAUGGCUCACAUGGUCACCUUCCGCUCGCCGCAGUCCCGCGAGAAUGCAGUGGAGCGACCUCCACGGUUCGCGGGAGGAUGGACGGGGGCGUACGUGAUCAACUCCUUCGUAGUGGCGUGGGUCCUGGUGGUCGGCUUCGGGUUCGGCGGCUGGGCCAGCAUCACAAACUUCGUGCAGCAGGUCAGCACAUUCGGCCUCUUCGCCAAGUGCUACCAGUGCCCGCCCCGCCCGGCGGCUUCACCAUUCCUAUCGCCGCCGGUCGCUUUCAGCCCUUCCAUGCCGCCGACGCCAUUCAGCUUCAACUUCACCGGGAUCUUCGCCCCGAUGUCUUCCACCCCGUCUCCGGCCCCGGCACCGAUGCCCUUCGGCCUUGGCCACCACCAUCACCGGCACCACCGCCAUGGUCUAUGAUCGACCGUCGAAUGAGAAGCUAGCUACCACGGUGGUUUCUAGUUAUUUAGCUAGCUAGUUAAUCAGCAAUGUUACUUCAAUUAGCCCUAGCUAGUAGUAAAACCCAAGCCCCUUUUCUACCGUCGUGUCCUUUUUUGUUGUUAUGGUUGUUGUUUGAGAGAUAAAAGAGAGGCAGGGAGAGGGGCUGGUGGCAAGGCUUUGCUACUAGCUCUAGCAACCAGUAGAGUGAGUAGCGCGCAUGUCAGAAAUGCACGUUUGGAGUCUCUCUUGUCCUGUAAUGUGUCCUUUAGCUAGCUUGUGUGUGGAGCUGCUUUUGAGGAAGAAAAAGAAAUUGAAUGUUAGCCUGCUCCUCCUGAUGCA